AUGAGUAUGAGCUCGUUCAGAUGGUCUAGAUGUACGUCGUCAUCCCAAACCAAUGUCGAAUGGAGAAUCUCGCUUUCAUUCUUCACAUUUACCAUCAAUUCAAUAUCGCCAAACAGUUCCGUUCGUCCCUUUAUAGGAUCUCUUAAGUGGUUUCCUGGUCGGAACUUCGUUCGUGAAUCCUGUGCCACCAUGUAUACUAUGACUGUGUAUCUAGUUUUCGGGUAAAUGCGCACACCAGCUGUCCAUGUUUCUCUAUUACUUAUCCAGUCGAAACUUAGCUUACAAGACCGGUCAGUCACAUUUUCACGCCCGAAGGUACGGCCGUCGGCCGCGUACCAUCCAUAGCUCUUCAAAUCAUCUCCCUGA
This is a messenger RNA of Haemonchus placei, 366 nucleotides long. NCBI's taxonomy places the organism in Eukaryota, Metazoa, Nematoda, Chromadorea, Rhabditida, Trichostrongylidae. The record is from the annotation of a GenBank genome assembly.